CUGACAUAAAGGCAAUGUUUAUUUAUUGAUGUGAUACACUUGCCGCCUUUCCAAUACCUACUGACAUUUAGUAUUGAUGAUUAAAACUGAAAUCGACGAAACACUGUUUAUAGUGCCGAAAUUAAUGACAUAGUCUGAAGUUUCUUUCCCACAUUGCUGUUUCAAUCGAAGCCACAUAAAACAGUGGAAGCACUCAACGAAUCAGAUAUGGACAACUUAUGGAAAAAAGAAACAACCCAAAAUCAGACCGGAUAUAUUGAUCUGUUUGCAUCCUUGCAAGAAGAUGAUGUAUGGAAUGAUGGAGCAACGAAUCCAUUGGAAACAAUAACAUUUCGGAAGGACAAUGAAAAAUCAUUGGAAAGUCGAACACGAGGAAAUGAAAUUUUUGCGGCAAAAAAUUGGGAAGACGCAAUGGAACAUUACAAUCAAAGCUUGCGCAACGCAGAGGUUGGAUCUGAAAAUGUGGCCCUAGCCUAUUCCAACCGAUCGGCAUGUUUUUUCUACAUGCAAAUGUACGAUGAAGCGUUGGUAGACAUUGAGCUGGCCAAAAAAGAAAAUUUACCGUACCGCCUUUUGCCAAAGCUUCAAGAACGUCGACAAAAAUGUUUGGAAUUAGCGAAUACGGUACAACGAAUGCCAGAAUAUCAACCGAAAUUGGACUAUGAACCAAAUAAACAAUUCCCUUGUUUGGCAAACUUAGUGAAAAUAGAACAGAAUGACGAAUUUGGUCGAUACUUGGUCGCAAAUAGUGACAUUCCAAAGGGCAAAACGAUUUUAUUGGAAGAACACUUUGCAGUCAGUCAUAUCGAAGAUUUUUCCAUAUGCUACACAUGUUAUCGUGCCACAUUUUCAAAUUACCUCGCUUGCGAACACUGCACGAAUGUCAUGUUUUGUAGUGUUGAGUGUAAGAAUCGCAAUAAAACCCAUGAAUGGGAAUGUGGUACAUUCUUUGGAAUGAGAUUUUUCAAUGACGUUAAAAUACAGAAAUUUUUACAUCGAACAAGAUUGAUUGUCCAGACGAUUUUGACAGCCGUUACAACUUUUCCGAAUGUUGAGACUUUGAUGCAAUUCGUUGAAAAUACUUUGCGUGAAGAUCCUGACAAAUUGCCUACUUCAAUGCAUGACAAUGUCUCGAAGUACCACUUCUUUUUUAAAUUGAAGAAAAGAAUGGUUAACCCUUUGGAUGGUGUGAAACGUGUGUACCAAUGGAUCAUGCUACUACCAAAAAUACGAGCUCUGUUUGACAACGUGGAAAAGCAACAUUUUUUAAUGCAUUUGAUCGCACAUCAUUCACUUAUUGUAGAUACAAAUUCCAUCGGAAGCAAAGAAAGUUCAAAUGUGAACAUUGUUUUUUCAAUGUUUAACCAUUGUUGCGAGCCAAACGUGAAAGAAAGCUCGUCUGAAAAGAUUACCUACUGUACAACAUCUCGACCGGUUAAAAAAGGGGAGCAGCUCUUCAUCAGUUAUUUAUCACCUGACGAGAUGAAGUUACCGAAAGAAAAACGCCAAGAAAAACUUCGAAAUGCUUGGGGAUUCGUGUGCAAAUGCAAGAAAUGUGUUUGAGUUGUUAAGUAUAUCAAUAGAUCACUUAAAUCUGAUGCUGGAAAGUCCAUUUGUUUUGCAUUUUACAUUUGUAUGCUACAGUAUUAAGCCAUAGAUUAAGGACAUGACAAAAAGAAAUAUAUAAAAUCAUCUAUUUUUAUUAUGACCAAAUUAUAUAUACUUAUAAAGCAUUUCCUUGGACAAAAUUCUAUUUACCGAUAGAAAUUAUAUCGAUGUUGUAGGUAUUGAAGAAAAACCCGCUUGUUCAAUCACGCAAAAAUAAACACACAGUAAUCAAAGCCAGAA
Sitodiplosis mosellana (orange wheat blossom midge) is the source of this 1848-nucleotide messenger RNA. RefSeq names its product SET and MYND domain-containing protein 4-like. The record is from RefSeq and is a predicted model, not a curated record. Gene Ontology annotation, molecular function: protein binding. NCBI's taxonomy places the organism in Eukaryota, Metazoa, Arthropoda, Insecta, Diptera, Cecidomyiidae. Bases 208 to 1563 code for a protein of 451 amino acids. The transcript has 3 exons.